This is a messenger RNA of Penicillium manginii, 1395 nucleotides long. RefSeq names its product CCCH zinc finger protein. The transcript has 4 exons. Gene Ontology annotation, molecular function: metal ion binding. The record is from RefSeq and is a predicted model, not a curated record. NCBI's taxonomy places the organism in Eukaryota, Fungi, Ascomycota, Eurotiomycetes, Eurotiales, Aspergillaceae. Bases 1 to 1395 code for a protein of 464 amino acids. Gene Ontology annotation, cellular component: nucleus.
AUGACAGAGAACGAGGAUUUGCUGGCCCGCAUUGGUCAGCUCGCAGUUGGCACAGGCCGUAUCAACCAGCACAAGAACCAGUCAUCCCAGCCGCAUCCUGCCUCUUCCUACCAACCCCACCAUGUUUCGCGUCAUACCCCUUCUCACGCGGGGUGGGCUCCUUACUCUCGAGGCAGAGGUCGCCGCCCAGUAGCUCCGCAUCGUCACCGCACACUGGUAUUGAAUAAUGCCCCUAGUUCAAAUGGGACCCCAGUGUCCUCGCCAGGCCCUGCAAGCGACAAUGAUGGCGAGACGCGCCCCGCAACAACAUCGAAUGGCUGGGUUGCCAAACGCGAUCGCCACAUGCAACUGAUCAACUCCGCGGUCUAUGACAAAGAAACUCAAGCUAGAGCUAAGGCUAUGGAAGAGACUCGGAAGAUGAAAGCUUUGAGACGAGCUGAGCGUGAACAGACGAAGGUUCUUCGCUAUGCCCAAGGCACUGUGCCUGCGGGUGUCGCAUCAGUCCCCGCGGCUGCGCAGCCCGUCGCCCACCAGAUUCUCGUUAACGAUGUUCCGUUCAAGAUUGCGCGCGGUGGCAGCAAGCUGAUUCGGAUUUCCAGUACGUGGGAUCAUAACAAUCUCUCGCCCAUAAUUGGCUUACCCAUAAUAGACGACCCAAACACCGCCAAUACCACCCCGAAGCGAGUCACAGUCGCGGGAGUGGCCUUUGUCCGAAGCAAAAACGGCAACCUACACCGUCUUGGCGCUGUGACUUCGAAAAAAACACCGAACCCCGCCAAGAAGCGGGACGACCUUUGCAAGAGAUUCACUACGACCGGUACCUGCUAUAAAGGCCCCUCAUGCCUAUACACUCACGACCCAAGCAAAGUGGCCCUCUGCAAGGAUUUCCUUCAAACAGGUGAAUGCCCAGCAGGUAACAGCUGUGAUCUCUCCCAUGAGCCCUCGCCCCACCGCUCCCCCUUCUGUAUGCAUUUCCUUAGAGGCCGUUGCUCCAACCCUACCUGCCGCUAUGCGCAUAUCCGCGUAACCCCCGGAGCCCCUGUCUGCCGCGCCUUCGCGACACUAGGAUACUGCGAAAAGGGCGCCGAGUGCACCGAGCGCCAUGUGCACGAGUGCCCAGACUACGCGAACUCUGGCGUUUGCCACAAAAAACGGUGCAAGUUACCUCAUGUCGAUCGCGCGGGCCAGAUUCGCAAGGCUGCGGCCGCGAAGGCUGAGCAGAACGCGGAUCGAGACCGUAUGGACGAGGAUUCUGACCCUUCUAGCGAAGAGGAGGAUUAUGACGCGAUUGAUUCGGACGAUGUUGACUCGGAUGAGUUCGAUGAGCCGGAAGAGUUACUGGAUGGUGUGGAUAGUGGCGAGACGUCGAACCAACAGGACUUCAUUCACAUUUAG